AUGAAUGUCUCCGAUCCUGUCGACCAGGCCGAGAUCGCCAAGUCCAAGGCCAUCGCCCACGACAUCGUGGACGAGAAACACAACCUCGCCGUCAGUGAGAAGCAGGACCUCAGCAUUGAGGCUGCUCCACAAUCCUUUAUCGGUGACGACGAUGACUUGAAAACAAUCCCAACCGACGAGGAGUUGGCUACCCUACGACGUGUCUCUGGAAAGCUUCCCUGGCAGACUUUUACCGUCGCUUUCGUCGAGUUGUGCGAACGUUUUUCCUACUAUGGAACCACGGCAGUUUUCGUCAACUUCAUUCAGCGACCGUUACCACCAGGCUCCACUUCCGGCGCUCUCACGACUGACUUCUCCAAUGGUGUCCCAGGUGCUCUGGGCAUGGGGCAACGUGCCUCGACUGGAUUGACUUUGUUCAAUCAGUUUUGGUCCUACAUUAUGCCCCUCGCUGGUGCUUGGGUGGCUGAUCAAUACUGGGGUCGUUUCCGCACCAUCUUCGCCUCCAUUGCCUGCGCUCUAGUCGGCCAUACUAUCCUGAUCAUCUCAGCCAUUCCACAGGUCAUCUCUAGGCCUGGUGGCUCGAUUGGUGCUUUCUCUAUUGGACUUGUCAUCAUGGGCAUCGGAACCGGUGGUUUCAAAUCCAACAUCUCCCCCCUGAUCGCAGAGCAAUAUCCCGAUGAGAAGCCUUACAUCAAGACCUUGAAGAGUGGCGAGCGCGUGAUUGUCGACCCUGCUGCGACUAUUGCUCGCAUCUAUCUGUACUUCUACCUUAUGAUCAAUAUCGGCUCUCUGACUGGUCAGAUCAGCAUGGUUUAUGCAGAGCGCUACAUCGGCUUCUGGCUAUCUUACCUGCUUCCCACAUGCAUGUUCUGCGUCUGCCCACUCGUGCUAAUCCUUUGCCGCAAGAACUACAACCUCGUUCAACCCACUGGCUCUGUCUACGGAAAGGCAUUCCGUCUCUGGAGACUCGCAAUGAAGGGUCGCUGGAGCUGGAACCCUAUCAAUUGGUUCAAGAGCAACAGCAGCGGUAACGACCGUGAGUUCUGGGACCAUGUUAAGCCAAGCCGACUGGGUGAUAACAAGCCGGUGUGGAUGACCUUUGAUGAUGCGUGGGUGGAUGAGGUGCGCCGUGGUCUCAAGGCUUGCCAAGUUUUCCUCUGGUAUCCGCUGUACUGGCUGGCAUACAACCAGAUGCUGAACAACUUGACCUCCCAAGCCGCAACCAUGAGACUCGGCGGUGUCCCCAACGAUAUCGUCAACAACCUCAACCCAUUUGCUUUGAUCAUCUUUAUUCCCAUCAUGGACCGCUUCGUUUACCCAGGUCUUCGCAGAAUGGGAUUCAACUUCACCCCACUCAAGCGAAUCACAGCUGGUUUCUUUGCCGCCGGACUUGGUAUGAUCGUUGCAACUGUGACCCAGUACUAUAUUUACAAGGUCGGACCUUGCGGGAAGGAAGCCAACUACUGCCUGGAAGUGGAGGGCAAGUACAGCGACAUCUCAGUGUGGGUUCAGGCACUCACCUACAUUCUCGGUGGUCUCUCCGAGAUUUUCGCGUCCGUGACAUCCCUUGAAUACGCCUUCACCAAAGCCCCCAAGAAUAUGCGUUCUCUCGUCCAAGCCGUGGCACUUUUCAUGAACGCAAUUUCUGCCGCUAUCGGACAGGCAAUGGUUGGACUCUCUGCCGAUCCUCUGCUGGUUUGGAACUAUGCUCUUACCGCAAUUCUUGCGUUUAUCGGCUGCGCUGGCUUCUGGCUGACCAACUACAAAUUGGAUCGCGAGGAAGAUGAGCUCAACAUGCUGCCUACUGGCAGAGGAUUUGAGGAAAGGGCUGAGGAAGAUGCGGAGAGAAGGUAG
This is a messenger RNA of Penicillium manginii, 1854 nucleotides long. RefSeq lists its product as uncharacterized. NCBI's taxonomy places the organism in Eukaryota, Fungi, Ascomycota, Eurotiomycetes, Eurotiales, Aspergillaceae. Gene Ontology annotation, molecular function: dipeptide transmembrane transporter activity. Gene Ontology annotation, cellular component: membrane. Gene Ontology annotation, biological process: transmembrane transport; oligopeptide transport. The record is from RefSeq and is a predicted model, not a curated record. The coding region runs from base 1 to 1854 and encodes 617 amino acids. The transcript has 4 exons.